Messenger RNA from Syngnathus typhle (broad-nosed pipefish), 3059 nucleotides. RefSeq names its product syntaxin 11b, tandem duplicate 1 (gene stx11b.1). The record is from RefSeq and is a predicted model, not a curated record. The transcript has 3 exons. Gene Ontology annotation, molecular function: SNAP receptor activity; SNARE binding. NCBI's taxonomy places the organism in Eukaryota, Metazoa, Chordata, Actinopteri, Syngnathiformes, Syngnathidae. The coding region runs from base 183 to 1079 and encodes 298 amino acids. Gene Ontology annotation, cellular component: SNARE complex; synaptic vesicle; endomembrane system. Gene Ontology annotation, biological process: intracellular protein transport; exocytosis; synaptic vesicle fusion to presynaptic active zone membrane.
UUCCUGCCUCAUGCCUUCUGACAGUCGCACAUAAGCCAACCGACGUAGGCAGCCCGAGAUAUCUGCUCUUUGCAUGCACAUUUAGGGCCCCCAAUUGCUGCUUCCUGCAUUGUGUGAUGGUGCUGAGACAACGGGCACCUAAAAUUUAAGACAAACAUUGGAAAAAUCAGCAAAGCUCAGCCAUGAGGGACCGAUUGAGCAACAUGCAGGAAUUGUCGAGUAGCCAAAUGGAGUCGAUGGAAUACGCCGAGUCGGCCUUAUCGGACUCCCUUAGUAACGUGGACCUGGAAGACGAGCUGCCCCACGAGGCAGUGGUGUUCGACAACAGCCCCGCCGUGGAAAAGAUCUUCGAGCAGGCGGAGGCCAUCCAUAAAGACGUCCAGCUCAUUCGCCUGGAGGUGAAACGGUUGCGGGAGCAGAACUCUCGCAUGCUUCAGGGCGUCACCACCAUGAGCACCAUCAAAAGAGAUGCAAACGCCAUCGGCGGCGAUAUAAAAACGCGAGCCGAGCGAGUGCUGUCCAACCUGCGGGACAUGGAAAACACGGCGCACAAACUGGACGAGGUCCACGGCCCUAAUUCAGCCGUCACGCGCAUCGCCCGGACGCAGUACGCCUGCCUGAGCAACGGCUUCCGCGACGCGAUCUUUGACUACAACGAGGCCGAAAUGAGCCACCGGGACAACUGUAAAGCCCAGAUCCAGAGGCAGAUGGAGAUCGUGGGUCGUGAGGUGACUGGCGAUGAGGUGGAGGAGAUGAUCGAGAAAGGCCACUGGAACAUCUUCACCGACAACAUUAUGGCGGAAGGCAAGACAGCUCGCGCUGCUCUCUCCCAGAUCGAGAAGCGCCAUCAGGAGCUGGUGGACCUGGAGAACCGCAUCAAGGGAGUCCACGAGAUCUUCCUGGACGUCGCCUUGCUGGUGGAGGAUCAAGGCUCCAUGCUCAACUCCAUCGAGACCAACGUGCAGAAAACGGAUGAGGUCAUGCAGGAAGCGCUUUUUAAACUCGGCAAGGCCAAACGUCAUGACAGAAACAACCCGUUUAAAAAGAUGUUUUGUAGUUGCUUCCCUUGCUAUGAGUAAAACCAGACGCGGAAGCCUGUUUGUCGCGUUUCGAGAAAUACUUCAAUAAUCAUGUCCCCAUAUUUCGCUGAACUAUUUCUCACAUCUUUCGCAAACCAGGAAUGAGAAGCGCUGAAACACAUAGUUUGAAUUUCCAAUACGUCCCUGUUGAAAAGCACGUACAGUAUCUCCAGAUUAUUUUUUGGUUCAAUUUUGUAUCAAAACACAAAAUUGAUCUUUCCAGAUGAAGCAUUUUCCUGCUCAGGACCACAAAAUGAUGUAUGCUUGACCUUUGUUAUGUAAAUAAUCUGUAAAAAAAAAUCGAAUUGUUUAUAAUGUUCAUUCAAAUGUCUUUUAUGUCUAAGAUUUAUUAAAUUAUUGCUUUCUAAUGACCUCGAACUUUGUCUUCACACCAUGUGCACAACACAAUUAAAAAAAAAAUGCAAUGUUAAUUCCUUGUAUUUCUCUAUAGCAGUAAAUGUAUCUGUUGUGUCACCUCAAAAUUCUGUUCUCUGCAUUCAAACUCCAUAAAAACCUACAUUAAAAAGAUGUUAGUUGUAUGUGACUUAUUUUUUAGCCCUUGACUGAAAGCGAUUUCUAAAAUUAGAAUUUUUUAAAAAUAUUUUAAAUGUUAAGUAUAUGGAGAGCAGGAGUCAUAAUAGAACCUUUCAAAACAUUCCAUGUGGUGUGACUUCAAUGAACAGGUCGGCCCGGUUUUUAAUUCCUUCACAUGUAACAAACUAUGUGAAGAAGGAAGAAAAACCUUCCAGGAAGAACAAAUACUCGAAAGGAAGGGCCGAGAAAGGGACGUGGCUUCUGCAUGUACGGUACAUCAGAUAGCCGAUUUUCUUCGAACAGAGAUGUGAACAUGCUCUCUCGGGUUGUUGGGCUUUAAUGCAUCAGAGCCGUGCUGUCUGCGUCGCCUCGUUUUUGGAUCUUGUGUGAGGAAAUCAGAAGAAGAGGCAGAAUGCGGGACAUGCUGGAGAAAUUGCGCAAUGUCAGCGAAACCUUGGAAGAUGAGGACGACCUGGAGUAUGACGAAAGCAAGCUGCCAGCAACUCAAGAGUCAAUCGUCUUCGAGACCUCUUUGGACAUUGAGAGCAUCCUGAAGGAAGCCGAGUCUAUACGCAAGGGGAUUUGCUUGCUCCUCUUGGAGGUGGAGCGCCUGAAGAAGAACAACGAGCGCUUUCGUACUACCGUCCGCCACCUCUCGUCCGUUAAGCGGGACUCGGAUGAAAUCGCCAGGGGGAUCCAGAAGCAAGGGCAACAACUGCACACUCGCAUCCUGGCACUGGGCGCCAGGAGCAAGAAGAUGGAGGAAAGGGCCGGGCCCAACUCCGCUUCGAGUCGCAUCUCUUGCAUGCAGUUUAACUCGCUCAUCCUUGCCUUCCAAGCCGCCAUGGGGAGCUACAACCAGGCAGAAGAACUGCAGAGGUCCAUCUGUAGGGAACGAAUCCAGAGGCAAGCCUCCAUUUUGGGGACCAAAAUCACUGACAAGAAACUCGAUGAAAUUGUAGACAAAGGCUUCGAAGGCUGGAACGAGUUAUCUCAGAGUCUGCCAACAAUGCAUGAGGGACAUUCCUCUCGCUGGGCGAUGACCGAAAUCAAAGACCGACACAAGGAACUGGUGGCGCUGGAGGCCCGGCUCAGGGAGGUCCACGAACUGUUCCAAGAUGUGGCCGUGCUGACGGAAGAGCAGUGCUCCAUGCUGAACAAUAUCGAAGCCAACGUGUCGAAAACUCAGCAGUAUGUUCAACAAGUCAACGUGGAGAUUACCAAGGCCAUACAGUACAAGAAAAAAAAUCCCUUUUUGCAAUUCUGCCCGUGUCUACCCUGUUGGAGACAAUAAACAAAAAGCACGUGCCAAAUCCAAGUCCAGGAAGUGUAAGACUUGGCAUUGUUUCUGACUGUAUUUACUGUGCUAAUGUCAUUAAUUUAUUGCUUUACCUCUCUUUGGUUUUGUCUUGAUGUACAGCCAUAAAUAAAAUUGACUUAAAUCAA